GAAACCACCCCUUUGUGACUCCUGGUGUGAGUAUUUUCCUGUGUGAUCUGUGCCAGCUUGGGCACCCGACACAUUGCGAAACCGAACCUGCCGGUCGGCCCUGACUGGUUGGUGUUAUAUACCUGACUUGUGCUGACCUGCUUGAUAUUUGUUUCUUGUACUGGUAGCGGGCAAGCCCAGCUACGCCCGUCUCUUUAGGCCGCGCACCCGCCCGUCGCAGCCUUUCCAUCUCCCAGCGUGUGCCCAGUAGAUAGCGCGGCGGCGGUUGAGAAAACGCUCUCCCGCGCCGCCGCGUCGGGCCCGCGCCAGGAGGAGCCAUGCUCUUCGUUCACCAGGCGCCACGCAUGUGGCAGGAUCCGAAGAGCGGCGCGGCGACGACGCUCCGCGCGGAGCGGCCCAGCGGCAGCGCGCACCGGAAGCAGCGGAGCGGCAGCGCGGGGCACGCGCGGCGGCCCAGCAGUGCGGUCGGCGGCGAGGCGCCCCAUAGGAGACACACCUCCGAACGGCCCUCGUCGCGGCCCGGGAGCGCGUCCUCGAGCUCCGCGCGCUUCGGCGCGGGGCUGCGCGCCAGUUCCCCUCCAGGCAGUGCACGGUCACAGACACCCGUUCUCGUGGCCACGAACAGUGAUGGUGGGCAGAUGCACUUCCGCGUCACCUCGCGCCCGCCACCCGCGUCCGCGACCUCCGCGGGCUCGCGCCCGCGCACGCCCAAUGGGCGCCGCAUGCCCAGCGGCGGAGGCGCCAGCUCCGCCGCGCGCCUCGACUCGGAGGGCGGUUCUGCGGCGGGCGCCGCGGACGCGCGGGCGGGCAGCGCCGCCAGCGCCAACGGAACGGCCAAGGGUAGCUUGACGACGGUGAUCUCCUCGGCUCUGGACUACAAGCGUUUCCUGGAUCGACGAAAGCAGAUGAUUCAACAACAAGUUGAAUCAGCG
Molecule: messenger RNA, 932 nt
Organism: Durusdinium trenchii
Lineage: Eukaryota; Dinophyceae; Suessiales; Symbiodiniaceae
Source: the annotation of a GenBank genome assembly